This is a messenger RNA of Triticum aestivum (bread wheat), 777 nucleotides long. RefSeq lists its product as uncharacterized. The transcript is spliced from 3 exons. Bases 118 to 456 code for a protein of 112 amino acids. NCBI's taxonomy places the organism in Eukaryota, Viridiplantae, Streptophyta, Magnoliopsida, Poales, Poaceae. The record is from RefSeq and is a predicted model, not a curated record.
CCGAGACCUACCACGAAGCCGUGGACAUACACGCAUUUUUUCUCAUCUGCAAGCGAUCGAGGAGGCCGGCCUACGCAUCACACGUUUCGUACUCCACGUCCGGCGAAGCUAAGAUUGAUGAGGCCCGACGCCGGCGCCGCGGGGAGCAUGGCGUCCAUGGAGUGGGAGCCCAAGGCGCUGUCCCUCCACGAGCUCAAGUACGCGAGGGAGGCGGCGCUGUACGUCCUGAGAACGCACUCCUUCGAGGACGCCGUCCGGAUCUUCACCGAGGGUCUCAAGCCGGUGCUGGGCGUCAGGAGGGAUUCCAUGGCCGACUCCGACGAGGACGACGACCAGGGUGAUGAUGACUAUGACAUGUUCAAUCCAUACGCGUUUCUUGACGAUGACGGUAUCUGCUGCCACCACCAGUACGGACGCACCGCCGAGGAACGAGAUGUUGCUACCGCACCCUUCUAAUUAGCUUUACACACCACCUAUUAACUAGCUUAGAUCACUUGCAAAUAUAUAUAUGAUUUUUUUGUAAUAUGUAUACGAUUUUUUGAUAGAAGUGGUAGUUACUUUCUCCCGAUUCGAGUAGGCAUUCUUUACAGGUUCGGAAAGGCAUGUAAUGUAGAACUAUGAAGAUUUUAGAGAUCGAGAUAGCGCGAUUUCUGAGUAGAGAUUUUUAUGGAAACAGUGUUAUUUAUUGAUGAUGUAAACUACUCCUACUCCCUCCGUUCCUAAAUAUCUCUCUUUCUAGAGAUUAUAAUAGAAACUACAUACGAAUGUACAUAGACA